Messenger RNA from Salvelinus namaycush (lake trout), 1380 nucleotides. It is a transcript of the gene ggcta, whose product is annotated as gamma-glutamylcyclotransferase a. Lineage: Eukaryota; Metazoa; Chordata; Actinopteri; Salmoniformes; Salmonidae. Gene Ontology annotation, molecular function: gamma-glutamylcyclotransferase activity. The transcript has 4 exons. The record is from RefSeq and is a predicted model, not a curated record. Bases 137 to 700 code for a protein of 187 amino acids.
CUACCCGGAAACAAGCCGACUGCAUGAGUAAUAAUGGGCUGUAGCUAAUAUGUAAAUUAUUAAGUAUAUCGCUAUUUAUUUCACUUUUAUUUUAACCGGUGAUCUUUUUAUAUAAUUUAAAGGCUGACAUUCUCGUAUGAUUGGUAACUUGGCUCAUAUCGCAAGGUUUUGCUUAGGAAACAUGGCAGCAACAGCAGAUCACUUCAUGUAUUUUGCUUUUGGAAGCAACUUGUUGAAGGAGAGACUUCAGCUGGCAAACCCCUCAGCUAUAUUUCAUUGCACCGGCCGACUGAAGGACUACACAUUGAACUUUGGUCUGUGGGGGGAGCACAUUGACAACCGUUGGCAUGGAGGAGUAGCAACCAUCGAGCAGAAAGAGGGGGGAGAGGUGUGGGGGGUGGUCUGGAGGAUGAGCAACGACCACCUAGCCAGCCUGGACCAGCAGGAGGGGGUGGACAUGGGUAUGUACUUCCCCUUAGAGGUGACAGUAGAGACAGACGACGGGGCGCUGCUCUGUAGAACGUACCAGAUGAACCGCUUCCACGCCUGUCCCCCCUCGCCACAAUACAAACAGGUGGUGUGUUUAGGAGCCCAGCAGAACGGUCUACCAGUGCAGUACAUGAGGAGACUAGAGGAGGUUCAGACCAACAACUACAGUGGCCCUUCUAUCCUGGACAAGAUCUCACAGGUCAUUAAGUAAUUCAGAUAUUUUUUUCCACUAAUUGGUCUUUUGAUUUGGUGUUUUGACCAAUCGGAUCAGCUCUGAAAAGAUCUGAUGUGAUUGGUCAAAAGACUAACUAGUGGAAAAAAUAUCAGAAUUGGGCUGCCUGUGUAAAUGUAGCCAGAAUCAAUCUGAAAUGACAACCUAUUGGGCUCUGGUCAAAAGUAGUGCACUAUAUAGGGUGCCAUUUCGGACAAACACACAGACAGACACCAUAAAGACUAAUGCAUGUGAUGUGGCUUUGGAGAGAUUUGAUGACGAAUGGUUCAAUUGAAAUGGAAUGGGGCCUUUUAGAGAAAUGGGAGAUGUUUUAAUGUAUUUAAUAGAUGUAUACUGAAUGAAAUCGGUUACUUCAGAAAUCAAUUGAUUUAAUGUAAAUUGUUAUUCUUUGUUUCUUAAGAAACGUCUCAAGGAUCUCUGCUCCCUAAACUGUAUCUGGUACAAUUGUCUUUUCAACAAAACAUAAUUUUGUAGUCGUUAAUGACGUUGAACAUACAACUAUGUAUAUACAGAAUUAUCACCAUAGUGUCCCAGUACAAAUUCUGGAGUUGAUUUGUGCUUUAGUUUUUACUUAAUUCAACAAAUACAAACUUGUGCAAAAUAUAUAUAUAACAAAGAUGCUUGAGUAAAUAAAAGGUGUGUUUUAAAUCAAAUGUUAA